AUGAGCAGCCCUAACGCGGCUGUACAACUGUGCUAUGAGAAUGUGAAUGGAUCCUGCGUUAAAACGUUCUACUCGCCUGGGGCCCGGGUGAUUCUGUACUUGGUGUUUGGCUCUGGUGCCCUGUUAGCAGUGUUUGGAAACCUCCUAGUGAUGAUUUCAAUUCUUCACUUCAAGCAACUGCAUUCUCCAGCUAACUUCUUGAUAGCGUCCCUGGCCUGCGCUGACUUCUUGGUGGGGAUGACAGUGAUGCCCUUCAGCACAGUGAGGUCUGUGGAGAGCUGCUGGUACUUUGGGGAGAUAUAUUGUAAAUUUCACUCUUGUUUUGAAGGAUCGUUUUGUUACGCUUCUAUCUACCACUUGUGUUUUAUUUCUGUGGAUAGAUACAUUGCUGUUACUGACCCUCUGACCUAUCCAACCAGGUUUACUGCUACUGUUUCUGGUGUAUGUAUUGCCUUCUCCUGGCUUCUUUCAAUUAUUUAUAGUUUUUCUCUUCUUUACUCAGGUGCAAAUGAAACUGGGUUGGAGGAACUAGUAAAUGCUCUCUCCUGUGUGGGAGGCUGUCAAAUUGCAGUAAAUUCAAAUUGGGUAUUUGUGAAUUUUGUUUUGUUUUUCAUCCCUACACUUGUGAUGAUAAUUGUUUACUCCAAGAUUUUUCUUAUAGCUAAGCAACAAGCUAGAAAAAUUGAAAGUAUGAGCAACAAGACCGAGAAAUCAUCAGACAGCUAUAAAGAUAGAGUGGCCAGGAGGGAGAGAAAAGCAGCGAAAACACUGGGAAUUGCUGUGAUAGCAUUUCUGAUUUCAUGGCUACCCUACUUCAUUGAUUCAAUAAUUGAUGCCUUCCUUGGUUUCAUCACACCCACAUACAUUUAUGAAAUAUUAGUUUGGUUUGCGUACUAUAACUCAGCGAUGAACCCCUUGAUUUAUGCUUUUUUCUAUCCUUGGUUUCGAAAAGCCAUCAAACUUAUCAUUGCUGGCAAAGUCUUGAGAGAGAAUUCUUCAAAAACACAUUUAUUUUCUGAUUAG
This is a messenger RNA of Chrysochloris asiatica (Cape golden mole), 1023 nucleotides long. Its product is annotated as trace amine-associated receptor 7a-like. The record is from RefSeq and is a predicted model, not a curated record. Gene Ontology annotation, molecular function: trace-amine receptor activity. NCBI's taxonomy places the organism in Eukaryota, Metazoa, Chordata, Mammalia, Afrosoricida, Chrysochloridae. Bases 1 to 1023 code for a protein of 340 amino acids. Gene Ontology annotation, cellular component: membrane. Gene Ontology annotation, biological process: G protein-coupled receptor signaling pathway. The transcript has a single exon.